AUGCAUGUGUGUACUCUCAAAUUGAUGGAAUUUCUUGUCAUGAAACAUAAUGAAAACACACUCCCUGGUAACGGGCUAGAAAAUGUAGUGUUGGUUGGAGUCAUUUAGCAUUCUAUUAGUACAUAUGUGUCUUCAUUAGCUUAGGCAUACAUGAUGCACAAAACGUAAUUUGAUUUAUUUAGAGAAACCAAUGCUCAUAUCAUAUUAUUUAAAUGUAUGCUGUAAUGAAUCUGGCAUGGAAAUGGUAAAGCAACUUAUGAUUGCACUCCAUUUUGUAAACCUAGGCCUACUUGACAAUAGACCUACAAUACCUUUAGACAGUUGCCCAAAACUCCAGCAGGUAACUAUGAUAAACACUUUGCAGUAUGUUGUGCUAUAACUUGGCAUUGUAUUGUAUGAGUCUAGUAAUUAUAUAAAAUAAUAGGCGACCCAUGGUAGCUAAGGGAGAUGUAGGAAGGCAGGCUUGCAACAUCUUCAAUUGCAUAGGGGCCUAAUGGUUUAUUUACGGUGACAGAGUGCAGAGGGGAAAACUACAAAGCAGGAUCAAGGAGUUAGCCAGCUACCUUGGCAAAUUAUUCUGAAAUAACUUUAGAAAGAUAAGCUUGAAAUUGGCAUGGUCUAAUUGACUCAACAACCAUCCACACAUGUGAAGAAGGCGCAAUAGCACCUCUUCAACCUCAGGAGGCUGAAGAAAUUUGGCUUGGCCCCUAAGACCAUCCCAAACUUCUACAGAUGCACCACUGAGAACAUCCUGUCGGGCCGUGUCACCGCCUGGUACGACAACUGCACCGUCUGCAACCGCAUGGCUCGCCAGAAGGUGUUGCAGCUAGCCCAACGCACACUGCCUGCCCUCCAGGACAUCUACAGCACCCGGUGUCACAGGAAGGCCAAGAAGAUCAUCAAGGACAUCAGCCACCCGAGCAACAGCCUGUUCACCCCUCUAUCAUCUAUAAGGCAUAGACAGCACAGGUGCAUCAAAGCUAGGACAGAGAGACUGAAAAACAGCUUCUAUCUCCAGGCCAUCAGACUGUUAAACAGUCAUCACUAGCUGGCGUCCGCCCAGUGCCCUGCCCUGAACUUUAUUCACAGUUACUAGCCGGAUACGACCCGACACUCAACCCUGUACCUUAGAGACUGUUGCCCUAUGUACAUCGUCAUUGAAUACUGGUCACUUUAAUAAUGUUUACCUACUGUUUUACCCACCUUUUCUAUUCAUAUACUGCCCAUAAUGUCUAUACACACCAUCAUAUACACUGAGUGUACAAAACAUUAUGAACAUUUUAAGAUACUUAAACAGCUAAAUACAAACGCCUAAGCGUCAUGGCACAGCUCACAGCAACAAUGUACAUGAGGCCUAUAACCCCUCUCCAUUACAGAACCUGAAGCAGACUGCCACACAAAAGGGCAACUGCCUAUUCCUUCCUUGGGCAAUACCGUCCGAUCCAAAUAACAGGGGUACAUUUUCUUCAACCUCACAACAGGUAAGUAGGCUAGCCUAUAAUGAUAAACCCUUUAUAAUAAACAUGAAUCAUCUCAAAAUAUUUCCAGUAAAUAUUUAGGCCUUCAGUAUUCAUAUCUGUCAAUACAGACCCAAUAAUAAACAUAAUUUAAUAUUAGGCGAAGUGACGUUCUCCAAUGACAUCACACCAAUCAAUAACAGUGCGCACCUGUGGUUAGGAUGCCCUUGGCAGUGCGCAUUGGGAAAAUAGCUAUUCCGAUCCAGGAGUAACCAGGAGUUUGAAAUGUUCUUUAGACAGAGUUAAAGGGAAAAUCCACUCAAAAACUAUAUUUUGGUAUUUUAUUUAUUAGUCCACUGUUGAUACAGUCCCAUCAAGUUUUCAAGAUAUUGGACUUUCAAGAAGGAAAGUGUCACCGGUCGCAUCCCCAUAGUCUGGUGGCCUAAUAUACUUGUUUGUAAGUCAAUUUCUCUUUUGUGCGAGGGCUUUUGCCUACUACUCAGUUAUUGUAGAGUGGAGUGUACCUUUAGAUGGAGCAGUGAGGGGAAUGGCACCUCUGUACCUUCGGGCUCUGAUCAGUCCCUACACCCAAACGAGGGCAUUGCGUUCAUCCACCUCUGGCCUGCUGGCUCCCCUUCCUCUGCGGAAGCAUAGUUCCCGCUCAGCCCAGUCAAAACUGUUCGCUGCUCUGGCACCCCAAUGGUGGAACAAGCUCCCUCACGACGCCAGGACAGCGGAGUCACUCACCACCUUCCGGAGACAUUUGAAACCCCACCUCUUUAAGGAAUACCUGGGAUAGGAUAAAGUAAUCCUUCUACCCCCCCCCCCCCCCCAAAAAAAAAAUUGUAAAGUGGUUAUCCCACUGGCUAUAGGGUGAAUGCACCAAUUUGUGAGUCGCUCUGGAUAAGAGCGUCUGCUAAAUGACGUAAAUGUGCCCUUGAGCAAGGCACUUAACCCUAAUUGCUCCUGUAAGUCGCUCUGGAUAAGAGCGUCUGCUAAAUGACUAAAAUGUAAAUGUAAAUGAGUGUCUCCAGUUGGUUUUUAGCCUUCCCAGCUUUCUCUUUCCUUGUGGGUUGUAGUAGUCCAGUGAUUGUCUUGUUAUGCCCAUUGUGUUUUUCCUGAGUAUGUGUCUAUUUUAUUUGGCCACGAUAUCCUCAGUAUGUAACGUAGGCAGUUGUCGAUUAAGACUUUUUCAGGUUUCGCAUCACAUUUGUGUUGAAGAUUUGGAUCUUGGUGUUAGUGGAGAGCUGUGAUGAGGCCUGGUUUCAGACCACCCCAUAUUGGCCCCUUCUAUGUGACACAUUGCGGCGUCCCUUCAAGAUAUGAAAGAACAGUAUCCCUGAUACAUUAAUACUUCCUUGGGUAGCCCAGGUAGAGUUUCCAUCAUUCUACAUAGGGCCCACACAGAUCAGAUCUGUGAGGGGGAAUCACAAAGUACCUAGUGGUAGGGGCUUGGAGUCUAUUUGUAACUAGCUAAUAGACGGCAUCCAUGGAGAAUGUAAUAGAUAACAGCCAGAAUCUCAAUACAGUUUCUCAACUUGGUCAGUCAAAUCCAAGACAAAUUGAUGUUUUCUACUUAGCUAGAUGCUGCCAUCUGUUGGCUGCAGUGAAUGAACACACAAACAGCCUGGUGACUGACAGCCUGUUACAUACUCUGAAGGGAGAAUACAUUAUCCUACAGAAUGUGACCCCCUAUUUGGAGUGAAGGGGCAUAGUAUUACUUUUAGAUGGAAAACAGUUUAUGUUUUGAGGUGACCCUCAAACAGAUGUAGCUCAUUACAUGGCAGCACUCAAUGAUUAUUGAUGCCAGAUUCAGCUCAAUGGGGCAAGGGUCACAUACAUUUGGUUAAGCUAAUAAGACAACUGGUAUCACACUUCAGUUUCUGAGGCCAAAAACCCUCCUUAACCUUAGUUCAGCCAAAAAUAUAACAUUUAGUUUAGGAUUAGUUUAAAAAAAGACAUUUGAUCGAAUAGGAUGAGACUUUGAAAAGUAAAGGCUUUGAAACCCGAAAGCAAAUCUGAACAGAUCAUAAGGGGUGUUGACUUGAUUUGAUCUUGAAACAUUUUCAAUCAACUCUCUCCCCUUUUCUCCGCUGUCUGAAAUCUGUGUAAAAGGUGCAGCUGACGAAACAACAAUAUGUUUGGACCGUUAAAAACAACAUUUCUGAGAACUUCCACUCUUUCAAUUGUUUCUCUUGAGAUUGCAUUAGGUAUGAUCCCACCAUCUGUCUUUUGGUGUGGUUGCACAGAGUUACUAAGCUACUCCACUUGAACUUUGGCCAUUAGAGAACUGAGCUUUUCCUAAGGAAACCCAGAGAGGAAAGUCAAAGGGACUAUCCAAGCACUACUGUGGCUUUAUACUGUACACUAAUCAACCUACAUAAUGUCAAUUUACCAUUUAACACCAUGCCUUUUGAGGUGUGACAUGGUUUUUAUAAGAACUGAGUGAUCCGUGAUCUCUAUGGGUAAAGUAUUGGAGAUGUCCAUGCUGCUCCACUGGCUCCUCUUCUUUUACUGUCCAAAAUAUAAUUGUUUUUAUGACAGAAAAGCUGAUACUUCUCCCACCACAAGAGGGUACCUCUGGCAUGAAUUAAGACAUGUUGCAUUGUGUAGACCUAUUAGACUUGUGUUUUAAUUUCAAAGUGUCUAAAAUACUGUGAGAAUGUGAUCUGUUUGUCUUCAAAGCAGCGUUGUGUUUUAGAGUUGCUCAUCAAGUCUUGUUGUAACUGUUGUAAUCCUUGUGUCAAUAGCACAGUCAUUAUACAUAGGCUACAGUAGAGAGGUGACCUGUAUAGAAAAUACUUAUAGGAGGUUAUUGAGUGAUUUGAAAUUAUAGUGCGUUGCAUUCAAAAUCACUAAAAGAGGAUGACAAACAAACCUGUCGGAUAUUGUGAUUUCAGUGUGUGGCUUUGCAACAUCUUUACACUUAGGCUAUUUUUACAGUGACUCAGUUCAUUCGGAGCAAUACUGUAAGUAGUAUUGAGAUGAAAGUGACACGUGUAUGUGGAUUUAACAAAUAUUCUCAGCAACAUAAAUGGACAAAGAUUCACUUGACUCAAUGACUAGGUAUUGACGUCAAUAAUAAAUCAAGUAAAUAUUUAAGUUUCUCAAGCAAGCAAGAGUUUCUUCCUGUAAUUAAUUGAUGUAGACAGGUUAGACCCAUAUUCUAUUCAACAAAAGUCAAUGUUGUCCCAGCAUUUCAAGCACUGCCAACCUAGGGUCACCAACAGGCCUCAGCCAUAAUCGUACAAUUUCACCUUCUUUAUAUGAACAACCCAAUGUUACGUUUCCUCUCUCAUCUGCAUAAAUGGAAAUCAAACAAACUAAUUAAGAUGUAUUCCUUUGGUCAAAUACAUGUGUUCACUUUGAAAGUAGUCCAGUUGGUUUAUCAUGCUGGCCUUUCCCCCUGCUGUCGUGGCUUGGGUGUAUCCAUGGGAACGGGUGGCCAGGAGAGAGGGAGGUUCUUGUCCGAGCACUGAAGGGUGUGUGGAAGUCAUCCUGGUCUCCUCCCCACCACCCGGCCAUAUUUAAACAGGCUGCAGCUCUCUGUCAGUCGCUUACAGAGGAGCUGGACUUAAAAAGAGAGAUCCUGAGCCUGCUACUUAUAGAGAGCCUCAGCUAUUGCUUAUAAGACCUUUACUACUACAAUCAUUGUCUAUCUCACAAGCCUGUCUGUAAGGACACAGUGUUCGAUUUACUCACAUCUCAUUCACACAAGGUAAGCUUAACUUCAUAAUUAUGACUGUUGAAAAUUAUUUACCUUUUCUCAAUGCUUUCAAUAUAAAGUUAGAUUUGUGUUUAUAAAAAGUAUUUAACUUGUUUUAAAAAAUAUCAUUUUUGAUUGCCUGUGAUUUGGAUACAUUUCUGUUAUCUAAUGAGAAUUUACUUUUACUUUUGCAGUUUCCAAGCCCUGUCGGAGAACUAAUGUGGGUGGUGGAGAAGAUCCGUGUGUCCGCGGAGAGACCCAACCUGCCUCUCCCCUCAAUGGAAUACAGCUUCAGGAUCGGAGACAUAUUUGGAGAGAAAGCUGACAAACACAAGAGACUUUCCCUGUUUCCUAACGUCAUCACCCCAGACACUAUCCCAGAGUUCUGCAUCCCUCCUAAGAUCCCACCCUUCCAGGAUGUGAAGGGUAAAGAGCAGAGCCAUCAGGCCCCCAUCAUCAGAGUGUCCCUGUGUGAGCGGGAGAGGGGGAUCCCUAAGAGGGAGGCCCCAGCACGAGAGCUCAUCAGCCCACACAUCAUCCAGGUGGAGAGUGUGGACGAGGGCCCCUAUGACUGUAGUGAUGAGGAGACCACCAACGCAGACCCUCAGAGCCAGGCAGCCCUCUCCCUGCCCCACAUGGCCAAAGCCCAGACCUGCUACGGCUUCUGUACCCUGCUGGAGAGCCCCCACACCAGGAGGAAGGAGUCCCUGUUCCACAAUUACCCUGGGUCCUGUGGCACACCGCUGCUUCUCCCCAGGAGCAGGUCCAACACCGUUCUGUCCUCCUCCCCUUCCUCCUUCAGUCUCCACACCCUGAGCUCCAGACUGUCCCCCAGAGGUUAUACUCUCAACAGACAGGGCACACUGGACAGUGACACCACCUCGUCAGCUGAGUCAUCCCCUUUCAGCUCCCCAAUGCUGAGCAGGUCCCCACCCAAGUCUUCCCUCUUCAAAACAUUGAGUCAUGAAAGGCUUCUCUCCAGAAACAUCAGGAAGACUGUGGUGUCCAGAAACAACUCCCUGUCGACAGACGAGGGCAGUUCCACGGACAAUAGCCCCAAUGUCAUGAGGAGGGCGUCAGAGGGGCUGGUAGAGGGCCUUCCACCAAGCUUCGGUCUGGCCCCUCCUACCAUCUUCCCCAUAGACUUGGUUCUGCACAGAGAAAGGGUGAUGAGGGAGAGCUUGGUCCCUAUAGGGAAGGACGGCACCCUGCGCCUCUCUGCAGAGUACUGUCCUGAUAACCAAAGGCUGCGGGUGCGGCUCAUCAGUGCUGAAGGGCUAUAUACUUGUUCGGUGGACCCCAAGAGUAUAAACUGCAGUUUCAGCCUCUCCCUGGUGCCUGGAAAGGUCCAGAAGCAGCGUAGCACAGUCAUCAGGAAGUGUCGUAACCCCAUCUUCAAUGAGGACUUUUUCUUUGAUGCCAUCUCAGAGGAGCACCUCUGCCAACGCUCCCUGAGAUUUAAAGUUGUCAAUAAAAUGUCCACUAUGAAAAGAGACUAUAUUCUGGGGGAUGUUGAACUUCCACUCACAAGCAUUAUCACUUUAUAA
This is a messenger RNA of Coregonus sp. 'balchen', 6710 nucleotides long. NCBI's taxonomy places the organism in Eukaryota, Metazoa, Chordata, Actinopteri, Salmoniformes, Salmonidae. The record is from the annotation of a GenBank genome assembly.